UAACAGCUAUGAUAUGGUAGCGAAUAUUCCCUCCAUUUGGUAUUCUAGGGUUUGUGCCAGAGCAAUGGCGGCGACGCGGCUGUCGAUCAGGAGCGGCAUUCACAGGCUCGCGCAGCUGCGAUUCAGUCUGGGGCCGCGAUUCUAUGCCACCAAGCAGGAAUUCGACGAUGCGUAUGAGAAGGAGGACGAUGAGGAGCUCCGGGCUGGAAAUGCGGACAAGUUUGGGAUGUCUAACAAGCAGCGUGAGCAGCUACUGGGAAGGGCUGCGAAUCAGCGUUCUCGGCAGCAAGAGCCUCUUCCUCCGAUGAAAUGGCAAUUCGAUAUGAGAGUGGUGGAUGUGAACCGGACGUUUAGAGUGACAAAGGCUGGUGGGAUCCAAAGCUUCACGGCCUUUGUGGUGUGUGGCAACUAUGAAGGGAUUGCCGGCUAUGGCAAGGGUAAAGCCUCGGAUGUUGGCUACGCUGUUGACAAGGCUUACAGGAGAUCGCUAAGAAACCUUCACUUCUUUGACAUCUACAUGAACCGGACCAUUUAUCACAGCCAAAGAAGCAAGUUUGGAGCGACACACGUGAAGUUGUGGCCUGCUGACAAGGGGGUCGGCCUAGUUGCAAGCGAUGUUGUUGGGGAUAUACUGUUCUUGGCAGGAUUCAAGGACAUGAAGUCCAAGGUGAUUGGGUCUCGUCACCCUCACAGCACAGUGAAAGCUCUCUUUAAAGCCUUGUGCGAGGUCGAAACUCCUGAGGUUCUACCAGCCAUUCGACCCCAAGGUCUUUUUUCAUGGUCAUUGUAACGAAGCCAUGUUUGACCAGAUGCUGGAUAGAACAGUUUUGUUUCACUCUGUACAUGGAUAGAAGAUGUUUUGUCUUCUGUAGAAGGUGUCCUUGAUGACGGGCUUAUUGGCAAAUUGUGGCUUAGCGUAGUUGAAUGUCUUUGCUGUUCUUCCGAUCUCAUCAUUGGCAGUUCGAUAGCCACCACUUUCCUGAUCACGCAAAGACUUCCACAAGCAAUAGGCCGCUCUGUGUUGGCAGUAGUAUGUCUCGUGAUGGCAUUUGGAACAGAAGGGAGUAAUUGACAAGCCUGGUUUUCCAAUAUCAUACAAGUACUUGGGUCCUUCGAACUGCCAUAUAGUAAACGAGCUGGUCACUCUCUCCAGAUGCAACAAAUCUUCUGCCGUACCCGUGUGGGUUUUCUCUCGGA
Molecule: messenger RNA, 1197 nt
Organism: Selaginella moellendorffii
Lineage: Eukaryota; Viridiplantae; Streptophyta; Lycopodiopsida; Selaginellales; Selaginellaceae
Product: 30S ribosomal protein S5
Exons: 11
Coding region: 14-790 (258 amino acids)
Biological process (GO): translation
Cellular component (GO): ribosome
Molecular function (GO): RNA binding; structural constituent of ribosome
Source: RefSeq, a predicted model, not a curated record